This is a messenger RNA of Kazachstania africana CBS 2517, 2097 nucleotides long. RefSeq names its product Apl1p (gene APL1). Gene Ontology annotation, molecular function: clathrin binding. Gene Ontology annotation, biological process: intracellular protein transport; vesicle-mediated transport. The record is from RefSeq and is a predicted model, not a curated record. The transcript has a single exon. The coding region runs from base 1 to 2097 and encodes 698 amino acids. Gene Ontology annotation, cellular component: membrane coat. Lineage: Eukaryota; Fungi; Ascomycota; Saccharomycetes; Saccharomycetales; Saccharomycetaceae.
AUGUCUGACCAAAAAAUAUUCGCGAGAUAUAAAGCCAAUGAGCUCAGAUCAGAGUUGCAGAUUCUCGAUAUGAGAAAGGCUAAGCAAAACAUAGUUAAGAGAAAAGGUGCUUUGAAGAAAGUUAUCGCAAACUUGACGUUGGGUAAUUAUGCAGAAAUGAUAAUGCUGUUCUCAGAAAUUCUGAAAUAUUGGCGUAUUGAGGAUGACAUAGAAGUCAAGAGAAUAUGUCAUGAAUAUGUUAGAGCUGUUGGUACAGUGAAACCCAGAAGUACUAUAGAUGCAUUACCUUGUAUUUUAGAGGAUCUGAGGACAGGCAAUGAUGAAGUACAGAUUUUAGCGUUGACCACUUUAGUUACAGUACCAUUUAGCAAGUUUACAGAGGCUGCCUUUAAUUUUAUUAUGACUUUGGUAAACAGACGUUCUACUUCUAUGGAGCUUCAAAGAAAUGCUAUUACUGCAUUAGUUCAAUUGGAUGAUUGGAGCCAUGAGAAAGUGAUGAGUUUAAUGCUUCCUUUACGUGAUAUCUUUGAGCAGAAACUAGAUGAACCUGCGAUACAAAUUGCUGCCUUAUCGACUUUAUAUGCUAUCCAUGAAAAGAAUCUCAAUUUGAAGCCUUUCAAUAUUUCUGUAAAUACUGCAUUCGACUUAUUGGAUACGAUACCCAGAUUGAGUGAAUGGGAUAUCUCCUCCUUAUUGGAAGUUCUGCCAGUUUCAGUAGUGCCUCAGAGGCAUGGUGAAGCCUAUGAAAUGAUAGAUAUUGCAUUAGAACAAUUACAAAACGUUAACACUUCGGUGGCGCUAAAUGCUUUGCGAUUUAUUGUCUAUCUUUUCAAUUAUAUUGAAACUGUAGAUGAAAAUAUAACGACUAAACUGUCAAAUUGUAUUGUUGCACUGCUGGACAAAUCACCAGAAAUAGAAUUUUUAAUUUUAAGAAAUGUUAUACUGCUCUUAUUGAGUAGAGAUCAGUCUCUACUAAACCUAGAUGUGUCUUAUUUUUUUAUUGAAUAUCGUGAUCCAAUCUAUAUCAAAGAUACAAAAUUAGAGUGUUUAUAUCUUUUAGCUAAUAAGGGAAACCUGAUACAGAUUUUAGAUGAGCUAGAACAGUACUCCACUGAUAUCGAUAUUCAAAUGUCACGUAAAGCAAUAAGAGCUAUAGGGAAUUUAGCUGUUAAAUUAGGUACCGAAUCCGCUAAAAUGUGUAUGGACAUCUUAAUUCACUUGUUGCAAUUCGGUGUUGAUUACGUAAUUGAAGAAAUCAUUUCAGUGUCGAGAAAUAUUUUAAGAAAGUAUCCUGACGAUUUCCGCUCAACUGUAAACGAGCUAGUGAACUAUAUUGAUAAUAUUCAAGAAGCAGAAUCUAAGAAUGCCAUGAUUUGGAUAAUAUCUCAGUUUUCAGACCACCUACCGAAUUAUCUUGAGUUAUUUGAUACAUUCUGUUAUAAUAUCACUGAUGAAACAUUAGAGGUACAGUAUACUUUGUUAAAUUCUUCUGUGAAAUUUUUUAUAAGAAAUCCAACACCCUUGGCUGAAAAAAUAUGCAUGAAAGUUUUGAAAGCAUUCACUGAAGAUGUGAAUAACCCAGAUUUGAGAAGUCGAGCAUUCUUAUAUUGGCGACUGUUAUCUGCUACGAGUGAUCCAUCAAAUAAUAUUACUAUUGAAACUCUGAGCGAAAUAAUCGACGGAGAAUUGCCUUUGAUUGAGCUGAAUACAAAAUUGGACCCACUAAUAUUAGAAGAGCUCGAAUUAAAUAUAGGUACGAUUACUUCUCUCUAUUUGAAGCCAAAUUCUCAAAUCUUUAGAGCAAACAGAAUAAAAUGUCUUGAACAAAGUCCAAUAUUGAACAAGACCAAGCAAGAUUUGAAAGUUAUCAAAGGCACGAAGCCUAGUGGCCACUCUGGAAGAGCAUCAAGACAACAUAACAAAUCGGGAGGGUCGACUCCACAACAAACUAUGCCGACCAUAAAUGACUAUGAUAAACCUGCGGAGAAGGUAAACCAUUUGAAGGGAACGAGAAAAUCGAGUAUCUCAAGUCCUUCAAAACUAUCAAGAAAGCCUUCGAUGUUAAUGAGGAAAUUGUCACUUAAGAAAAAAUUUUGA